Messenger RNA from Drosophila bipectinata, 324 nucleotides. Lineage: Eukaryota; Metazoa; Arthropoda; Insecta; Diptera; Drosophilidae. The record is from RefSeq and is a predicted model, not a curated record.
AUGGAGAAUAGACGUAGAAUCUCUGAUAAUAUCGUGCCCAGCGACAUCAUCGACUUGACUGGGGACGAUGAUGAUGCCUCUACUACUACUAAUACUAGUGGAGUUCAGCAAGUGACAAAUCGGCCAUGUACUUGUACUUGUCCGCUGUACGAGCAGUAUAAGUGCCCGAUAUGCCUGAUGCUGCUCACGGAACCGGUGAGCACCGCCUGCGGCCACGUUUUUUGCGAUCAAUGCCUGAUGAUGGCCCUGCACACUGGAGUACCGACUUGCCCCAUCUGCAAGGCCUAUAUUAAUACUGGCCAAGUUAUUCGUAUUUACAUUUAG